AUGGAGCAGCGCAGCGGGGAAAGGAAGGAGGAAGAGCAGGGGGCUCCAGCAGCUGGGAAGAGCCCGGGCACCAAGGCUGUGGAUGAAGGGUGGGCAUGGGGAGUGGUGCUCCACUUCUUCCUGGUCAACGUCCUGGUGAUGGGGAUGCUGAAGAGUUUUGGGAUCUUCUUCGUGGCUUUCCAGGAGGACGUGGGGGGCUCCUCGGAGCGGAUCAGCUGGAUCGGCUCCAUCAUGUCCUCCCUGCGCUUCCUGGCAGCCCCGCUGGUGGCCGUGGUCUGCGGGAGGCUGGGCGAGCGGCCCACCUCCAUCCUCGGGGCCGGCUUGGUCAGCGGGGGCUGCCUGCUGAGCACCAGGGCCACCAGCGUCCCCUUCCUCUGCGGCUCCAUGGGACUGCUCCUGGGGUUGGGGUUCGCCUGCCUUUACCAGGCGGCAGCGGUGAUGACGGCCAAGCGCUGCAGGACACGCUUGGCUUUCUCCAACGCCAUCGCCCGCUCCGGGAUGGGGCUGACGUUUCUGAUCGCGCCCUUCACUCAGUUUCUCAUCGAUUUUUAUGGCUGGCAAGGUACCCUCCUGAUUUUCGGAGGCAUCAUGUUGAACCUCGUGCCUUCCAGCAUGCUGCUGCGACCUGCCGCUGCCCAGCCACCCGAAAACCCAGACCACGGGUGUUUAAUGGCAAAGAAGGAUCCAGAAACCCUCGAUGGGUGCUUGGAUGAAACCACUCACGGGGAAAUGCAGCUUCGCAGUGCACAGGAGCUUCCCACCACAGAGGGACUCGCGGUGUCCCACAACAAGGACGUCUCUGGUUCAGAAACGAUGGAGAAACCUUGCCAAGAAACGAUGACCAAGGCCAAGAGAAGCCACAAAUUCUUUAAACAGAGGGGAAAAGAAGAUUCCCAGCCUCUCCUCGACUUCUCCCCGCUGACGGAUCCCAUCUUCUGCAUCUUCACGUGGUCCUUUCUGUUCAGCCACUUGGCCUACUUCGUGCCCAUCUUCCACCUGGUGGCCAGGGCCCGGACGCUGGGCAUAAGCAGCAUGGACGCCUCUUACCUCAUCUCGGUGGCUGGGGUCACGGAGAUGCUCAGCCAGCUGCUCUCGGGCUGGGUCGCAGACCAGAACUGGACCAAGAAGUACCACUACUACGCGGCUUACCUGGUCCUGUGCGGAGCCACCAACCUGCUGUGUCCCCUGGCCACCACCUUCCCCCUGCUCAUGGCCUACGCCGUGGCCUUCGCCGUCUUCUGCGGCGGCUUCAUGGCUCUGGUCCUCCCUGUGCUGGUCGAUUUGGUGGGCGUGCAAAAACUCCACAGCUACUUGGGGUUUGCUGCCUUCUUUGCUGGGAUAGCGGCCGUCGGUGGACCUCCUCUAGCAGGGUGGCUGUAUGACUACACCCAGACAUAUGUCUGCUCUUUCCUCUUUGCUGGAGCCUGUGCUCUCAUUUCACCCAUCUCUUUCUUCUUUGAGCCUUCGGCCCAGAAAUGGAAGCUAAAAAAAGCCAACCUGAACAACAGCCCCGGGUUCAGCUGGAGGGAGUCUGCGGUGCAGAAAUCAAAGGAUGGUGUUUGA
Messenger RNA from Mesitornis unicolor (brown roatelo), 1563 nucleotides. It is a transcript of the gene SLC16A4, whose product is annotated as solute carrier family 16, member 4. NCBI's taxonomy places the organism in Eukaryota, Metazoa, Chordata, Aves, Mesitornithiformes, Mesitornithidae. The transcript is spliced from 9 exons. The coding region runs from base 1 to 1563 and encodes 520 amino acids. Gene Ontology annotation, molecular function: monocarboxylic acid transmembrane transporter activity. The record is from RefSeq and is a predicted model, not a curated record. Gene Ontology annotation, biological process: monocarboxylic acid transport; transmembrane transport.